Molecule: messenger RNA, 7693 nt
Organism: Colossoma macropomum (tambaqui)
Lineage: Eukaryota; Metazoa; Chordata; Actinopteri; Characiformes; Serrasalmidae
Exons: 9
Coding region: 596-6997 (2133 amino acids)
Molecular function (GO): protein binding
Source: RefSeq, a predicted model, not a curated record
CAGUGCAGCCUGAGCUGUGAAGUUAAAGCUCCGCUGUUUGGUGGCUAAGCUAACCAAGCUAAGCUAAGCUAAGGCAAGAAACUCAGUUAUCCAGCUCAGCGCUGCUACUGAAAUGCCUUACAUGACAACAGCAGGUUGUUUCCCCCUUUAGCGCUCCGUUUUCUCCCCUCGGUGUGGAGCUUUUACUGCACAGUGAACUUUUUUUCGUGGCGGGAAUGUUGGAGCUGAAGCUCAGCAGCUCGCUAGCUAGUUAGCGCGUUAGUGAAUUAAACGGACUUUCAGCUUCCAGUCAUUCAGCGAACUUAGUUCUCGGUUUGUGGCAAAACCGUCCGAUUAUAUAUGUUUAUACUGUAUAUCUAGAGCCUUUUGGCCAGUAAGGAAUGGGGUCACUUUGCUGUGGGCCCUGCGGUUCUGGUUGGACACAAUGGGCUCCGGGUGAGUAACGGCGAGCAGCAGCAGCGCCCUAGCGGGUCAGAAGCCCUCAGCCCGGGGAGAGACGGAGCACAGAGACGCUGCACAGGAGCGACGAUGGCUUCGUCUGGCUUCAGAUGACGUCCUGACUCUGCACCCAUGAACGGGGCUGAUCUAGAGGAAUAUGAAAGUGCGUCCCGACACAAGCGAGAAUGACCCAAGCUGCCCUCCAGAAGCACUGAGUCACACCGCGCCGGGCCGCAAAGACAUGGCAGGCGUCAGUGACGACUACAAGCAUUUGUUUUUCCACAGUCAUCUCCAGGACAAGCUGCCUCCUUUUUGUAGGAGUGCAUCGCAGUCUGGAUCGAAAUGUCGAGGAGAUGAAUGUGUGCAGGUUUCAGACGGGCUGUGCAACGGUUCUUCUGAGAACGUGGUUUCAAACUGUGUCAUGAUGGAGAUCGAGGACAGCCGGUCUUCGCCCGACGCCUGUUCGUCCAACACGGUCGAUGAUGGCGACGAUGACGACGACGAUGAUGAUGAAGACCUCACACCGGAGGUGCAGCAGGCCUACAGGAUCUUCCACAGUUUCCUCACGGACAAACACAAAGCUCUGACUGCGCCAUUCUGGCAUCCGAAUGGCCCUGGAGAGCGAGGAGGAAACGAUAUGAGCUUUAAAAGGAUAGACGACAAGUUUGUCAACCGGGAGUAUGAAAGUAUUACCGAGUUUGUGGCCGAUUUUCGCCUCAUGCUGGAGAACUGCUACAGGUUUCACGGCGUCGACCACUGGAUCUCCAAACAGGCUCAAAAACUGGAGAUCAUUCUGGAGCAAAAGCUGACACUACUGUCAAGGACCCUGAGAGAAAAGACGACCUUGGCAGUGACCUCUGGGGGGCGCUUCGGCACUGAAGACGAGAAAGGUCCAGCUGGCACCUCGACCAGGCGGCGGUCUGUGCCACGGAGCCUGGCAGCCAUUACGGUGGGCGGCUGCGAGUCCAUCAUGCUGCAGGCCCUCCGACUGGAGGAACAGCAGAGAGCCAAGGAGGAGAAAAGGCAGCGAGAGCUUGAGAAGAAAGAGGCUGAGGAGGCGUCGGCCAAAGAGGUGGAGGAGUGGGAACGCUGCCUCCUCUCCCUGGCUGAGCCGUGGCCCAUCAGCACAAUGUGGGAACUUCCUGCCAUUGGUCAUUUUCUGUGCCUGGCCCAGACGGCUCUUAACCUGCCCGAAAUAGUUUUCUUCGAGCUGGAGCGCUGUCUGCUCAUGCCCCGCUGUAGCUCUUUCCUGGCCAAGGUCAUGACCUCCCUGUUGUGCCAGCCCCAUCGCAGGGCGACGCUCCACAGGCGUCCCUCCCUACCAUACCGCCGUUGGGAGGCGGAGCUCAGGCAGAAGGUUCUGGGCUGGUACCAGGAGGUGGGCCGGGCCGAGGACCAGGUGGCCCGUGUGGAACAGCUAGGACUUUGCCACCAAUUUUUCUGGACCUUGGGUGAGACAAGUCCGUUGGACAGUACGGCCUUUCACCUCCUGCCCUUCAACCAGCGUGUCUGGUUGCUCAAAGGCCUUUGCGAUAAUGUAUACGAAACGCAGAAGGAUGUACAGGACGCUGUCCUUGGGCAGCCCAUUCACGAGUGCCGAGAGUCCAUCCUGGGCUACGAUAGCCAAGAGAAUGCCUACAUACACUUCCCACAUUUCUGUGGUGCGGAUUUGCGGAUUUAUCGCCAAAGUCCAUGUGCAGCGCUGAGCUUCCCCUUGCCGCCAUUCCACGUGAAGAAACUAGAGUGCGAAGUGGCCACCAGGGGGUCCAGUGACAUCUCUGCUGUGACCACCAGUGGGGCUCUCGAGCCGUGGAUCAGUGAAGACGAUUCGCUUCGAGACAUGGAUGCUAGUUUGGAAGAAAGUGAGCCAGAUCAAAAAGGCCCCAAAAGAUUCCUGUUCCCACAUAAAGAGGAACUGCCAAGUCCUGGAGGCAUCAAGGAAGAACCUUUGAAGGUAGAGCAGAGAGUUAAGUUAAAAGAACAGAAAGACAAAAACGAGGUGGCAGAAGUUGUUUCUGACUGUGAACGCUGCCUCACGGUGGGGGAAAACUGCUACAAAGGGAAGCUUCCUGCCAACUUUCUGAGCACAGACACUUUACAGCCUUCCUUGCAGUUCAUCCCGAAUGCCGCACAAAAAGACGGACCCCCUCGUCGGGACAGGGGUCCUUGUCCAAAGUGUUCUAUGGACUCUGACACUAAACCUGAGCAUCGUUCAUGCUUUUGUUUCAAAGCCGAAGCCGACAGAACCGGCUCCGUGUUUUCUCGGCAGGCGGGCCGCUCGGGGGUUGAGACGGGAAGAAUGCGCUCCAAAAAAAAGAAAAGAAAGAAAAAGAAAGAGAAGUCAGUUGGGGUCAAGGCAGGGACAGGCAAACUGGGGCUAAAAACAUUUCGGCAGGCCAGAGCAGCCAAAAGAACCCUGCUCAAAACUGCCACUGCCACCAUGAAAAGGAGGGAUAAAAGGAAAAAACGCAAGUUAGGAAGAAAGUUUGACUCUAAAACUGGGGGAAAAGAGACGGAGCCUCCACAGCUCCCAGUGGAGCCAACGUUUAAGUUGGUCUGCACCAGUUUAGAUGAGCUGAGGGAUCUCAUCAGCAAAACGGAGGAUGAGCUGGACGAGUUGGAGAGCACCAAAAAGAGAUGUGGAAGAUGGUACUUAAAGAGGGAGUCAGUGAAAGAGCUUCACAUUACUCUUAUAAGACUGCUAAAUGAGCUGUUACCAUGGGAACCCAAAUUGCUCAAGGCUUUCCAAAGGAACAGAGCCAGGCUGAAAAAGGAGAGCGACGAUUUCAAAAAGCAUCCUGAAUAUGAAAACUUCGUUAGAGAGGAGUGCAUGACAGAUGAAGGAGACGGAAGUGCAUGUAAAAAAGGCUCUUCUGCAGAGACUAGUAGAGAAUCGGAGGACGAAGACAGAAUCGAAAGAACUUUGAAGGGAGACUCUGGGGUGACAGAAUGUGAAAAUCAGCAUGGGAAUGAGUCAUUAGGACGCCUAAUCCGUGGACAAGAAAGUAUUGCAUCUUUGAGUGAGUCUGGACCUUUGACUCAAAGCUUAAAGCAUCGCCAAAGUUGUGGCCUAGAUGAGGGCUUUAGUCCUAGUAAAAGAGGGAAGUUUGUUGAUGAUUCUGUGAUUUCUGAACCUCAAUUUGAGGUUACAUGCCAUAAUUCAAGCAGAGCAAACCCUCUAACCACAGAAAGAGCAUCGGCGAUCACUGCACCUGUGGGUACUUUUCAGAGACACUGUAAGCCAAUCCAGGCAUUGCUGGCCAAGAGUGUUGGAAACAAAGUGACCUUAAUGAGUCAUCCACAGGCUACUGUGAUGGCACAGGCUCUGCGACUGCCAAAUAAGACAGUAUCUGCAGCUGUAUCGCCAACCAAACCCACAACAAGCUGUCAGUUGACGCCGCUGCCAGCACCAGUCACCACACAGACACAGAUGCCCAUUACGUCAUCUGCACCAGUGCAGGUUGUAUAUAACAUGUCAGACAGUUUGAGUUUGCUUAGGAAAGAUGGCACCCCACUCAAGUUUUCCAUGCAGCCAGUUAUGGACCAGAAAACAGAGGAGAAAUUAAUGCAGCAGAUUAUUAUUCUUCCUUCAAAUUUGCUCAUUCAAACCGAGGAAACAAGAACUCAGCAGCCAUCCGUCACUUCUAAGACUACUACAGUUUUGUCCAAUACUCUUGGGUUCACUGUGCCUGAAAACAAGAUUCCUGUCCAGCAAGUGGCUCCAUUAAAAGAUACUAGCAUUGUGAAAACACCUUCACCUUCUGUUUCACCCAGUUUGCUGAAGUUAACAUCUUGCCGAGCUUCGCCCAGCCCUAAAAAGACUACUGAACCUCACUCAACGCUAAAUAGAUCCCCUACCCCUACUUUACCAUCUACACAUCCCAACAAAUGUGAUGCUAAGCAGGAGUUGAAGACCAUGUGCAUCCGAGACUCACAGUCCAUCCUUGUCACAACGAGAGGAGGAAACACAGGAGUGGUGAAGGUUCAGACGUCAGACCAGAGUGGAGCAGGUUCUUUACCAUCGAGCCCUGUGUUCACCAUGCCUCCCCAGUUUCAAGCUUUUCUAGUCUCGAGGUCAUCCGCGAUGGCAACAUCCACUGCUCAAGCACAAAUUGCAACUACCACUGCCAAAUUAUUGCCUAUUAUCUCUCCUCUGAAUGACAGGGGUAACUCCUUGAAAUCUUCACCCCAGUCACCUUUAAAACAUGUCGGUGCAGUGAAUCCAUCCCUUCUGGUUGAAAGAACAUCUGGUGCGGUAACUUUGAACACUGACCCACCUAUUCCUGUAACAUCUGUUCUUGACAAUCAAACAAAAACUGCCCAGACAUUAAUCAGCGUUAACUCACUACUUCCAGCACCUUCCCAAAGCGAUGUUUCCUCAACUGUGAAGUCUGUCCAAGGCAUCCCUCAGACCACUACCUUUAAUAGUAUAAUCCGAUCUCCUCUGAAGAGGUGUCAAGCAAGCAGUGUUGAGCCAGAACAGUCCACCUUCCCAAAAGUUUUCCUGGUCACACCGACAACAAAUAUCCCUUCAUCAACAGCGAAUGUCACUACUGCUCCUGCUCCUUCUGCUGUUUCCGGGUCAAGGGUCUUGUUUAUGAGUCAGUCUGCUUCUGCCUGCUCUACUGUUACCAUUCCUGAAGGAUCUAUAACAUCUGAGUCCAGCACUGCCGCAGCUACUUCAUUACCAGUUGAAGGUAUGAAAGUUAGACCGAACUUUGUCCAAACCACUGGUAGCACAACUACCGGUACUUUAACUAAAGUCCAGGGUAUCAAUAUUUCAGGGUUAACAGCUAGGAUUGUAAACGAGAAAACACUCACAAGCAAGAAUCUAGUGCCACCCACUGAUGCUGCCGCAAAAGUCACGUCUGUGACAGCCUCCAGUGUACUUGCAACUUCUUCCAGUGGGCUCAUUUUUGUUCAAAAAAGCAACCCUCCUGCGACUAACUGUCCAUCACUGAGUAUCAAAGCUCCUGUAAAAGUUACUGGAUCCACAGAUGGCAAAACUGUCACAUUUUCAACUUAUGGCAUUGGGCAUAUGGCUUCCUCUGCGCUCCUUUCAGCAGUAGAUCAAAAGAAUAUGUCAUCCACAGUCCCAAUAUCAAACAUUCUAAAUACAAAAUCAGAACUGGUAAUUGGCAGUUCAGCUCCAAACUUAGCCAGUCUUUCAUCGGGAAGCCUCAUUAACAAAGACACUACUUUGCCAGGAGGUCUGAUGACUGGCAAGCCAUGGGUUACUACAUCCCCUACUACAGCUUCCUCUACUAUCAAACUUGCGACGUCGGUUCCAAGGGUCUCUCAUCCUCUUACUCUGAUUACCACAACAGCAACACACAUAUCAGACACCACUUCUCCAGCACCUCAACCAGGUUUGACUUCUGUGGUCAGAGCUCCUAUAAAUCCCAUCAGUGGUACCACCACAGUACAGGAAAAAGUUUUGAUCAAUACCAAUGCUCCACUUGCUCCUGGAACCCAACUGUUUAUCAACAACAUGAGAUUUGUGGUACCUGCUCAAGGCCUUGGACCUGGUAGUCAUGUUCUUUUCAUCUCCAGCCCUGCCAUGCGCCCUGCAGGACCAGUGGGGACAAGUCCUUUGCCUCUUGUCCCAAGGGGGGCAGGGACUUCAAACCUUCUUCCCCCUACACCAGUUGUUCAAGGUCCAAGAAUGGUAGCACCGGUGAUGCAAUCUCAUCGUAUGCCUGUUAGGCUGCCAGUAUGCACCACAACAAAAAUUGGAACAUCUGUCCCUUUUCAUCAACCCUUAACCACAGUCAGACCCCCACUGUCCUCUACUGAUUCUACUGCCUUUGCACAAAUAACUCAGCUAGGGACUGUCAUGUCAUCUGGACAACAAAGCUUGACCAAUAUUGUGAGGCUUCCGUCCUCCUCAGCUCCUGAAGGUAAAGGACACUCUGUUGUGCCGUCACAUGGUGAUCCCAGCUGCCGAAAAAAAGAAAUUGUUGCAGUUUCUGCGCAAUCACAGAGAGGUUCACAGAGCAUGGCAACACCAGCUCUUGUUCAAACGGGACUUGUAAGUGCACCACCAAAACCCCAGCUAACGUCAGUCCUAUCACCAGUGAUUUCUCGUACACCCCCGAUGGUUACAGUGCCACCCAUGAGUAGCACAAUAUCAAGGAUGCAGACCCUUCCUGUGGCAACUGUUCCACCAAUCGGGGGUUCCAUCAGUAGUUGUCAGGCCACUCCCAUUGCAACAGUACUUCCAUCUGUUAACACAGUUAGAAUGGCAGGUAGAGGUGUGCAACCUGGAAUUAUGAGAAUGCCAGUUGUCAUAACCAACACAUCACAAGUUCAAGGCAAGGCUCCAGUGCAGGUCCCAGGUGCACACACUGUCCAUACCCCUAGUAAACUGUUGUUGAGUCCCGAUGGUGCCAUUUUGAAUGUAGUUAGAUGCCCAGCCCUACAAAAUCUACCAGUGAUGACAAAUGCAAUGACAGCUCAAGUGGUGGUUCCCACCUGUAGUGGUGUGACUGAACCUGAUAUGAACACACUUGAUUCCCAGAGGAUGCUAACAGUUAAUCCAGAGAGACCUAAUCACUGAUAUUUGUCUCGAAUGCAUCAAAUGUGACCUUUUGUUUACCUUAGUGAUAAAAAAGGACCUUUAAGGACCUUUUGAAGUUGGUUGCUGAAAGAGGUGUGAUGGAUGCCUUUCUUUUCUUUUCUACCCCUGAAUUAGAAUGUUUCAUUCUUCUCAAUAAGCACUAUUUUGUAUCCUGGGUGUUUUUACAUCACCUAUAGCAGGAGUACAUCAAAUUUGAUUUAAAUAAUAAUUGAAAUGGCCAGUUAUAUAUAUAUAUAGUAAACUAUUUUAUGGGCUUUUCAUACUCAAUUAGUAAUCAAAAACUAGAUUUCAGAAAAAUUUUAAUAUUUUGUAGCAUUUUUCCAUCGACAGAGUUAUUAAACAAUGCAUAUUCCACUCUUUAGAGUACUCUACAUGCAGUUUUAGCAUAUGUCUACCAAGACUGUUCAGGUCAUUAGCUUGGUUAGCUUGAUCACUGUUAGCAGCUGGGUUUUUUGGUUUUCUUUUGCACACAUAGACAUUGAAACUAACAUAAUACCAAUUACAGUACUACCAUAUGAUGUUGUAAUUCAGAAGUCCUUUGACUACAGUUUACAUGUUGAGAGUUAGAAUUAUUUAUUAAACUGUCUUCCUUGGAUUUUUCAAAAAAAUUCUAGUAGGUAUUUUGGACCACUCAUAUUGGACAAGAAAGAAAUAAAUGCAGUUCUUUGUUCUUUA